AUGGCAGACGAAGAGUAUGAUGGAGAAGAUGCCGGGGGUGACUAUGAUGAUAUAGUUGAAGAAGACAACAAUAUUGAGGAGGUAGAGGAACAGGAAGAAGACGGAUACAAUACGCAAUGCUUGGCGCCGGGACAGGCUGGAGGAGGUGUUGAAAAAUCGAAGCGAAUUACUACACGUUAUAUGACUAAAUACGAAAGGGCAAGAGUAUUAGGGACAAGAGCUUUGCAAAUUGCUAUGUGCGCACCAGUUAUGGUGGAAUUAGAAGGAGAAACUGACCCACUGCAGAUUGCCAUGAAAGAAUUGAAACAAAGAAAAAUUCCUAUUAUUAUCCGGAGAUACCUUCCAGAUCAUUCCUAUGAAGAUUGGAGUAUAGAUGAAUUAAUUAUAAUUGACCAU
Brenthis ino (lesser marbled fritillary) is the source of this 396-nucleotide messenger RNA. Lineage: Eukaryota; Metazoa; Arthropoda; Insecta; Lepidoptera; Nymphalidae. The record is from the annotation of a GenBank genome assembly.